AUGGUCAGAAAACAUGGCUGGCAAUUACCCGCACACACUUUUCAGGUUGUUGCAAUCACUGUAUUCUGCUUGUUGGUGAUUGCUUUCUAUGCUUUCCUUGCACCGUUUGUUGGAGGUCAUAUAUGGGAAUACACCUUUAUUGGUGUCUACUCUCCUGUGGCACUCAUUGUUUUCAUUCUUUAUGCUAGAUGUACUGCAAUUAACCCUGCAGAUCCUGGCAUUAUGUCUAAAUUUGACCCUAGAGUGCGAAAUACGUUCAAUCCUGCCCAUGGGUUGUUGGGUAAGCAUCAAUCUUCUGAACGCGGUGAUGUUGCUGCAGGAGAGCAUUCCUCCCUGUCAUCUGCUGCUUCCAAAAGGUCUAUGACAAAUAUGAGCAAGAAAAGUUCAGUGGAAGAUCCUGACAGACUAGAUGAUUUGAGAAAUCAGUAUAAACCAAGCUCAUGUGAUGUAAUUGGGGGAAUUUGCUGCAUAUUAUUUUCUCAUGAAGAUUGCCGGAAGCAGGAAACAGCUGAUGAGCAGGGUGGUGGGGAAGAUGCUCUGUUCUGCACUUUGUGCAAUUCUGAGGUGCGCAAGUUCAGUAAACAUUGUAGAAGUUGUGAUAAAUGUGUUGAUGGCUUUGAUCACCAUUGUCGGUGGCUUAACAACUGUGUGGGUCAGAAAAAUUACCAUUCUUUUAUUUCUCUAAUGGCCUUUAGUCUUACAUGGCUUGUUAUUGAAGCUGGAGUCGGUAUUGCUGUUUUAGUACGUUUCUUUGUUAACAAGAGAGGAAUGGAAUCUGAAAUCAUUGAUAGGCUUGGAAAUGGAUUCUCUCGUCCCCCGUUUGCUGCAGUUGUGGUUGUAUGUACUGCAGUUUCUGUCUUGGCUUGUGUGCCUUUGGGUGAGCUUUUCUUUUUCCACAUGAUCCUAAUCAGGAAGGGUAUCACAACAUACGAGUAUGUUGUAGCAAUGAGAGCCAUGAGUGAAGCACCUCCAGGGCCAUCUGUGGAUGGGGAUUUGCCAAAUAUACUUUACUCUCCAACAGGCUCAGCCACAACUGGAUUGAGUGGAGGAAGUUCUCUUGGAUUGCAGUACAAAGGGGCAUGGUGUACCCCUCCUAGGGUAUUUGUGGACUAUCAGGAUGAAGUUGUGCCUCACUUGGAGCCCGGAAUGCUGCCAUCAACUGUUGAUCCAGAUGCAGCUGGGUUUGCAGAAAGAGGGCAAAAGAUGCCAAAAAGACCUGUUCGUAUUAGUGCUUGGAAGCUUGCUAAAUUGGAUUCUCAAGAGGCAGUGAGAGCAGCGGCUAAAGCCAGGGCAUCUUCUUCAGUUUUGCGACCUGUAGAUAGCCACCGUCCACCUGAUGCAGAAUUAAGUUCUAGUGGAAACAUGAGCAUCAGAAGUAGUAUGAGCAUAGAUACUGGAAAUAAUAAGGAAGUAAACAAGUUAAGAUUGUCUCCAGUGAGGAAUUUGAUUGCUCCUAGUCAAGGAAGCCGCGACGAGUAUGAAACUGGAACUCAAAGUAUGAGUAGUUUCAGUAGUCCAAGCCAUGCUCAAGAGGCAGUUACACUCAGCCCUCUUCCCCAGGGGCGUACUUUGGGUGGCUUCAGGGCCGGUAUUUCAGUUCCUAGUUUGGUGCCUGAGCGUCCUUUAACUUCUAAAGCAACUUUGCCAAACUUCAGGAACCCAAUAUCCAAUCCAUCUCUUGGAUUUGAUGCAACAAUGAUGCUGAAGGGAGCAAGUAACGAUCCGUUAUUGCUUUCAGCUUCCAGCACGUCCAUUCUAAGAGAUGUGAAACGGACAUCAGUUGUUUGGGAUCAAGAAGCCGGCAGAUAUAUCUCUGUUCCUUCAUUGCCUUCAGAAGCUCGAAAUAGGUCAUCUCUGCAAAUAGAAGUGCCAAAUUUAAAUACUGAAACAAGCAGUAUUGGAAGGAAACCAGUGAUACCUCCACAGGAACCGGCGUCAUCUGCACCUAAAUCUCCAAGGCAGCAUGCACAGAAUCUGACGUAUACAGGAGAGUCUAUCUUUUUCGGUGGUCCAUUUUUGAGCGUGGCUGCUAAAGAUGGUUUGAAAAAUGAAAGGCAUUUGGGAUCAGUAGAGGCCCAUGAUAGUGUAGCAGUAAACUUACCCCAAGAGCCAAGAUAUAGAAGAGAUUCACAUUCAAACCAACUUCCAGUGUUUGUUCCUGGUGGUUUUGAUAAUGCUCUUCAACCUCGGUCCGGCAUGAAUUAG
Molecule: messenger RNA, 2205 nt
Organism: Lathyrus sativus (Indian pea)
Lineage: Eukaryota; Viridiplantae; Streptophyta; Magnoliopsida; Fabales; Fabaceae
Source: the annotation of a GenBank genome assembly